AUGCCGUGUCUUUGCUUUCCAUCGAACACAAACCGCACCUCCAUCUACACCUUCCACUGGCCGAACUUCACCUUCUCACACUCGCAGCACUCCAUCAACACCAGACGUAUCCACGACACUUUUGACCUAACUCACAAACCUCGACCUUCUUUCAUACAGAAGCGCAGACACAGCAGCGGGUACAAGCCUCGUACAGCACGAUACAACAAACCACCACGCCCUAAGCAAGCCCUCAAGAUUAACAGUACUGCACCAAUUGCUAUCCCUACACUUGAUGCGAUGGGCAACGACAACGACUACGCCUCGCGACCCGGUCCACCACCAGGACGUGGACAGGAUCCGCGCCAUGUACAUUUCGGCGGCCAAGCAGGAAGCAGUGAGCUAGCAUCAAACAAUCCUUUUCACCCUUCUCACCAGUCAAACUCGCAGGGUCCGCCUCAGUCUAGCUCGGAUGCUCCACCCGCUUACGACAUGCCGCCUCCUGGUCCACCACCUGGCUGGCGAAAUGAAAAGAAGCAGGCAUCUCACGAGGACUAUAUCGCACCGCCACCUGGUCCCCCACCUGGUUAUGCAUCCGAGAAUUCAGCAUACUCUGCACCUCCCGGGCCGCCACCUUCGCAUAUAGCGAGCGAGCCAGAACCACCACCUUACGAUCCGUGGCUCGCUGUACCCGAUAGCUCCAUUUUGCCACCACCACCAUCGCUCAAAGAAGAACGCAGCCCAACAGCCAACGCAACACUCGACGAGGCACAGCGUGGUCACGACUGGUGCCGCCGGACUCCACUAUGGCCUGCUGGCCAACAUACACCUCAAACAUUCCGUCGUAUAGCUGCCGGCGACGUUAACCUCACAAUGCCACCCAAUACCAAGAACGCCUCUCUGAACGAAGCCGGUAUAGGCCGAACACACAUCCGCACAACGCACAAAUGCGAAGACACUAUCUUCCUCUCCGACAUCCCGCUCUACAUAGCCGCUAGGAGGAUCUUACCCUGCAAAAUCUACUACGAGCUCAAAGUCCUCUCCAUGGGCACCACAGACCGACAAGGCGACACAGAUGCAGGUAUAGCGAUUGGUUUCCUCGCCCCACCAUACCCGUCCUGGCGUCUCCCAGGUUGGCAUCGUGCCUCCCUAGCCGUGCAUGGCGACGACGGACGCAGAUAUGUCGACAACAGUUUCGGCGGGCAGGACUUCGUGUCCGCUUUCCGGAGAGGAGAUACGGUCGGCAUUGGCAUGCGAUUCUCGCCACCUUUAUACCAGGGUGGCAAGAACAGAGUGGAGAUCUUCUUUACCAGGAAUGGGAAGGUGGAGGGAGGAUGGGAUGUACAUGAGGAGAGAGAUAGGGAUCAGGAGGAAGGUGAUGUCCUUGGCCUGGAAGGCGAGCAUGAUUUAUUGACUGCGGUGGGCUGUUUCGGUGGUGUGGAGUUUGAGGCGAAGUUCAGAGAGGGGGAGUGGAUGUAUAAGGGUGAUGGAGCAAGGUAG
Molecule: messenger RNA, 1479 nt
Organism: Recurvomyces mirabilis
Lineage: Eukaryota; Fungi; Ascomycota; Dothideomycetes; Mycosphaerellales; Teratosphaeriaceae
Exons: 1
Coding region: 1-1479 (492 amino acids)
Biological process (GO): protein transport to vacuole involved in ubiquitin-dependent protein catabolic process via the multivesicular body sorting pathway
Cellular component (GO): endoplasmic reticulum
Source: RefSeq, a predicted model, not a curated record